AUGAUUUUUAGUGAACUGAGCAUCAUCAUCACUGCAGAUUCUCAUAUACAAAGAAGAAGAUUAAACAACAAAAUUAAGGAUUCCAACGACAAAACGAUCAGAAAAAUAGUUAAUUUAGAGAUCAUUCAAGUGAAUUACAAAAUAACCCGGCUGGAGAAUAACAUUAAGAAAAUUCGGGAUACUCUGCAGCACCUACCUGAACAAAUAAUAACAGAGUAUAGCUAUAGGAUGCACAUUGCCUAUAAUAAGAAUUUCCACAAAAUCAAACGUAAAAAUUUGAAGAAGGUCGAUGAUCUGUGUAGAAAAAAACGAAAUCAGAUAGAUAUUCAAGAAAAAUGGCUGAAGAACUUGUCGAAUAAAACCCUUCCAGAAACAGUACGAAAUAUUUUAUCACUCGGAUCUAAAUUCAGUAUACCAACUACGAAAAAAGACAUAAAAGUGGAUAGUCUUAUAGCUGACUUAGAAUAUGUUCUGCUAGGAGUGUCUGAAGACAGAAGAGAUGUACUCAGAGCACAAGCGACAAAUACGAUCACUAACUUCACCCACGGAAACAACAACAAGAGCUCCUCAAUACAAAAAUGGUACAAAGAUGCGAAGAAAUUCUUGAAGGACAACGAUGACCUAAUAGUAUUGGACAGUGAUAAAGGAGGAGUAACUGUGAUAAUGAAUAAGAGUGAAUAUGAAAGAAAAAUACAGUCUAUACUAGAUUCAAAAGAAUUUAGGGAGGUGCCCAAAGAUCCAACCCAAACUAUUCAAAAUAAAUGUAACAAAUUUAUAACCACAUUGUGUGAAAGAGGAUACAUCAGUGAUCACAUGCCCGAGAAUAUAUGGAAACCCGAAGGUACACAAGCCUGGCAACCCGUUGAGACCCAUUAUAUCCAGUGUAAAUAG
Molecule: messenger RNA, 891 nt
Organism: Coccinella septempunctata (seven-spotted ladybird)
Lineage: Eukaryota; Metazoa; Arthropoda; Insecta; Coleoptera; Coccinellidae
Exons: 3
Coding region: 1-891 (296 amino acids)
Source: RefSeq, a predicted model, not a curated record